Messenger RNA from Xiphophorus maculatus (southern platyfish), 2399 nucleotides. RefSeq lists its product as uncharacterized. The record is from RefSeq and is a predicted model, not a curated record. The transcript has 2 exons. Lineage: Eukaryota; Metazoa; Chordata; Actinopteri; Cyprinodontiformes; Poeciliidae. Bases 65 to 1207 code for a protein of 380 amino acids.
ACCACUUGUACAUGCAUAUAAUUGCACUAAGAAUGAUGUCACAGGGUUUUCUCCAUAUGAACUAAUGUUUGGUCGUCAACCUCGUCUUCCCAUAGAUGUGGCUUUUGGGUUACCACUGGAAGAAGACACCACUACCUCUCACCUGCAAUAUGUCCAAGGAUUGAAAGCACGCCUGCAAGACAGUUAUCAGCUGGCUGUGGAGAACUCAGAGAAGGUGAUGUCCCGCAACAAGAUCUCUUUCGAUCGGCAUGUCACUAAUUCUGAACUUGCCGUGGGAGACAGGGUCCUUGUUAGAAACGUCCGACUGAGAGGAAAGCAAAAAUUGGCUGACAAAUGGGAACCUGACAUAUAUGUAGUGGUAAAGAGGGCUGGCAAUCUCCCUGUUUAUACUGUAAAACCAGAGAACCAGGAUAAACCUCUCAGAACACUUCAUCGUGAUCUUUUGUUGCCCUGUAAUUACUUACCUGAGCAGAGCUCUAAAAAAAACUUGCCUAUGAAGAGAAAAAAACAUCUGUCUGUGAACUUACCUGAUCCUGACGAUAAAGAAACAUCAGAGGAUGAGAUCAUUUCACCUAUAUAUGAUCCCUCUUCUUUUGAGCCUAUGGAAUUUAUCACUACUGUUAAUUUACCAUUACCUCCUGUCCAACAAUCUGUUCCACCUGUAGAUCUACCUGAAGUUCCUGAUCAGCCCCCAUCCUCUGCUGCAGAAGAGGAUUUAGAACAGGAAUUUCCAGUUGUCUCAGAUGAGUUAAUGGGAUUACAACCUGUGGACAGAGAGGCAAUAUCCAUCAGUUCAAAAUCUGAUGAUUCUGCUGGAGGCCCUGCAGCUGAGGGAAGUCCUGUUCCUGAGCCAGUCACUCCAGAACCCUCCACUAGUAAUAUUGAACCAGACGUGGACUCAGAUGCUGAAUCAGAAUCAUUAAGCCCAGAAUCAGAACCAUUAUUGCGAAGAUCAACCCGAGCAAGAAGACCACCAGAACGUCUACAGUACUCUCAACUGGGCCACCCACUGUUGAAGAGCAUCCAGUUAUUGUUUCAUGGUUUGACCACUGCAUUCUCACAUGCUCUUGAAGAGACUGAGGAGGAUGAACGCAUAACUGUCCCUGCCAUCCAGACUCAACCUGGUCCAUGUACGGGGACGUGCAUGGGAUUAGGGGGGGAAUGUGUAACCCAGGUGACCACCAUGACCCAAUCACCUUCCCUUUGAGCUGCCCCUUUAAAUUGAUUGUUGUGUGCUUCCGGGUUUCUCCUCUUUUCUCCAAACAUUGCUGCUGCUCAUUGUUGGCUGUCUGAUCGGUUGUUUAUAAAACAACCAGAGCGCUUAGAUUGACUCAUCGGUUGUUUGUCUUUGAGACUUGAAGAUUUGCGGUGAGUGUUGAAUGUCAUCUGACUGUUGUUGUAUAAUAGCUGUACUGAUCGCGCCGCUAAUGUUGCCUCCCGUUAAACCACUCAGGUUGUGAUCUAUUGCCAAAAUCGAACAAGUUACCAUACCUCCUCAGGCAAUCAUUACUCGACGGUCAGGUUUUUUUUCUUCCUUGGAUUCACCUCUUUGACGAAGGAAGAUGGCGAGCUACCCACCCACCACCUGGUGGUAGGAAACGGAACUGCAUUUUUUCCUACAGGAAAUGAACUAAAACUCUUAAGGAGUAUUGCAAGGGGAAAAUACUUGUCUCCUUUUUGCUUUUGGACUUAUUGUGGACUCUAUUGGAUUCUGACAUAUCACUGAUUAUAAUAAUUAUUUUGUUGGGUUGUUUUUUUUUCCCUCCUUCCGUUUUUUUGGAAAAUUUAUUGUUUUGUUGUUUUGGUAUUAUUAUUAUUAUUAUUAUUAUUAUAGCCACUGCAAUAAAUAGCAGUAUUAACUUUACUUUUGCAUCAGUUGUAUUAAUUAUUCACCAUUAUCAUGACUCCGUAUCGUACCUAGUUCUAAUUAUAUAAGCUGGUUAAUAUUACAACUUGCAGUCAGAGCUGCGCAGUGAAGAAAGCGCUACAUAGUCUGCAAACAACAAUGGUAUUUUCUUUAGACAUUUUAUGAUCCGAGUUGUUUUUACUUUGCUCAGCUGCCACCUAGUGGACAGAAGCUGCAUUUUCUAAUAUUUUUGUUGGAAUCAGCAGCAUAGAGAUGAAACAGAAACAGAUCAACACAAAGACCUGCAGUUUGGAAGUAGAUAAUCUUUGCUGCCACUUUGUGGUCAAAUGGAGUAAGUGGUGUAGUUUGAAGAGUAAUAUUUACUUUCUUAAUCGCUGAUAAUCGAUUAAAAAAGUAAUCGAUUACUGGAAAUAAAUAAAUUUCCAUUGAAUUAAUUUUUAUUAAUUCAAUGGAAAUUGAUUACAUUGAAUUAAUGGAUCAAUUUCAUGGAUUUAUAAAUAUUCCUAUAUAUAUUUCUAUAUAUAUAUAUAUU